AUGAACUCCUUCCGCGUUGCCCGUGCGGCUCUCCGAGCUCGCCCCUCCGCUAUCCGAGUCCCUCUCCAGCGAAGAACCUACGCCGAGGCCGUCCCCGACAAGGCAAGAUUCAGCGAACCCCGUGCCCCAGCUACGACUGGGUUUUGCAUCAAGCUGAGCCUUGCCCUCCCUCACCAGUCUAUCUACAAGUCCCAGGAUGUCGUCCAGGUCAACAUCCCCGCCGAGUCUGGAGAGAUGGGUGUCCUCGCCAACCACGUUCCUUCCAUUGAGCAGCUGAAGCCUGGUCUGGUUGAGGUUGUCGAGGAGUCCGCUGGCUCCAAGCAGUUCUUCCUCUCUGGUGGAUUCGCUACCGUUCAGCCGAACUCCGUCCUCAGCAUCAACGCUGUUGAGGGAUACCCCCUUGAGGACUUCAGCGCCGAGGCCAUCCGAGCCCAGAUCGCUGAGGCCCAGAAGGUUGCCAACGGCAGCGGAAGCGAGCAGGAUAUUGCUGAGGCCAAGAUCGAGCUGGAGAAAGACAAUCCAAGGUUCAGUGCUGUCAGGGGCUCCAGGGGAAGAAAUGCAUCAAGGAAACCAAAUGUUCCUGGCUUCCGGCCUAGGACGAGCUAUGGACGAACUACCUCGAAUCGACCGAGCCAGGCUCUUCGAUACUCAGCUAGUACAGACAUGCUUCCUUCAGAAUCUUACAUGUCCUCAUGCCUUGACUCGACAACCCGCUCUCGUACUGCAAGCUCCACAGAGAAAUGCCAAGAUGCGAUGGACAUCCUUGAGCAGUAUGGAAUCUCUAGACCCGCGGGAUGGUUCUCGGAUGGCGACGCAGGCACGCCAGAUCAAAUCAAACAAACGAAAUCGAUGUUCUCGCAGAUCUGUCACUCGUGCGGUAACCCUCUCGCUUUCGAACGGUAUUGCUCGCACUGCGGCCACGAUUCUUGUAUGAAGUGUACGGGAGAGACCCCUGGACAACCCCUUGGUCACAGGGUCCUCAACAGUUCAAUACAGUAUCAAGAACACUCUUUCAUAGACAAGAUACCUGAGCUACCAACCCAAAGUGAAUACCCCGAAAGCGAACGCAGUCAUACUACACGGACUACAGUCGAUACUGCUUAUCGUCGUAAGCUAUCAAGGUUCGCAUCAGAGCCAGAUACACCAAGGACAUCCUUUAGAACCAAGACGCAAUCUCGCCAAAGACCGAAAACUGAUCACAACACCUUGAAGCCCACUCGGAAGAAGACGAUUGCGGCACCAACAGAGAUCUCUAGCUCAGUGAAGAACAACCCCUUUUUUGUGGCAGACAGGGGAAUGAAGAAAGAAGCCCCAGAACCUGAAAUCACGACGAGAUCAGUGCAAGUGGAACGUAAACCCAGGCCCUCAGACUGUGUACCUAAUCGUCUCAAGUCCAGCUCGCCCCGCGUUUCUCACAUAGAGGAACAAUGCCCCAACCCUGGUAGUAGAGCUACACACGAUGGUCACCAUCCAACGCGGCAUAGCAUUGGUUGUGCGGCCCGGCGUAGUCUAGGAGCACAAGUGGUCGAAGGUAAUAAUUUGGAUAUGAUUGAUACAGAUGAACAUAACCCUAAAGAGAAGAAGCACACACAGUCACUGAGGGAUUCACCAUCCCGAAGCAAGUUACAGAUGAAAAUUGACCAACUCUAUCAUCAUGGACAAGAUCUCCAUCACUCACAGCAUAUCAUAGAGCAUUUAUCAGCUGGUGUGCAGACUCUCGAGUCUUCUACGGAUGAGAAACUCACGAAUGGGCAAGACCGGCGCAUGCGGGCGGACGGCUACAGGUUGAGGGUACAGAGUCAAUAUGGCAUUGAUCACUCCUUGAGUCGAGACGAGUCUGUCACAGUGGCAAAAGACACUAUCGAACACAAUCUGAACAAAGAGCCGGCAGUGUCUGACGAGAUUGAGCCACAGCCACCUAAUCUUACCAGUUAUCAUAAGGGGGAUCGGCAUCCGAGCCCAAAGUCUCAUGAACCCCAUGACGAUACCCAACCCAAGGAUGCCCAUUGGAUAAAGUAUCCUAUCAACAAUAACAAGACCCAUGACGCGCCGAGAGACCACACGAGAACAUUGAAUUCACAAAUAGCUAGUGAAAAGCCCGUCUCUCAGUCCAAGGGACCGAAGAAAGGCCUCAACACCUCACCGGAGGCAAAUGAAAGGAUUGCGCCACCAGCUCAAAACAAGUCCUUGUCAGACAAAGGUCAUGAUGAUGAUCCCAACUCCAGGAAAAGGAUUGGCAAACUCGAUGAACUCGUUCCUGCGGAGGAAAUGAUGCCCAAACCAACUCCACGUAUCAACAAUGACUCUGAAAGACCGAAAGCCGAGGCUACCGACAGGAAGGAUAGUUGCUUCAACUGCAAUCCUACUCAGUCAUCAUCACCUAAGCAAACAGAGGGUGGUUUUCAGAUCUUCGUUGAAGAUGAGUCACAUAACAAGACUGAGAAUGAAUUGAGUGCUGCGUUUGAGUUACCCAUGCCUCGGCUCAAGGUAACGGACAUUGAGCAUUCCCUCGCUCGCAAGAGUGUCGAGGAAUUACUGGCCAAAAGUCCACAGCCACAAGAGAUAGCAGCAGAGGAGCCAAAGAGUACGAGACUCCUGAGCAUAACAGAGGAUCGAUCUCGCAACGACUCUGAAAUGUCAACAUUGAUCUAUGACCCUAGACCUGUGAUGCCUUACAACCACAUGUGUGCUUAGCGAGCACGCUACAUGGACCUCAAGAGCCAAGUUGACGAACUUGGGCUCGAAUCAGGUCGCCCGUCGCCAGCGAAACAGACUCAGGGCGUGUGCUUCCA
Fusarium oxysporum Fo47 is the source of this 2792-nucleotide messenger RNA. RefSeq lists its product as uncharacterized. NCBI's taxonomy places the organism in Eukaryota, Fungi, Ascomycota, Sordariomycetes, Hypocreales, Nectriaceae. The transcript is spliced from 6 exons. The record is from RefSeq and is a predicted model, not a curated record. Gene Ontology annotation, molecular function: proton-transporting ATP synthase activity, rotational mechanism. The coding region runs from base 1 to 2694 and encodes 897 amino acids. Gene Ontology annotation, biological process: proton motive force-driven ATP synthesis.